Paramecium tetraurelia is the source of this 272-nucleotide messenger RNA. RefSeq lists its product as uncharacterized. The transcript is spliced from 2 exons. The record is from RefSeq and is a predicted model, not a curated record. Lineage: Eukaryota; Ciliophora; Oligohymenophorea; Peniculida; Parameciidae.
AUAAUUUAAUUAAUUUAUAUUGAUGAGAAAGAAGGUCUACACUUAAGCAUAUUUCUUGAUCCAAAACAACCAAAAUUACAGCCAUUCCUUUUGGAGUAAGAAUGAAGUAUGUUGGAUUAAAUACAUUGAUUGGAGUCUAUGCAGUAGCUAGAUAUUAUUUCAAUGCAUUAAGAUUGAAAUCAGCUAAUGGCGAAACUACUUUCGAUUGAUUGGUUGAUAAAUAUGAAAUAUAAUAAUAAAUAUCAUAAGACAUAAUUACAAAAUCUUGACUC